Molecule: messenger RNA, 1452 nt
Organism: Malus domestica (apple)
Lineage: Eukaryota; Viridiplantae; Streptophyta; Magnoliopsida; Rosales; Rosaceae
Product: expansin-A10
Biological process (GO): plant-type cell wall organization
Cellular component (GO): extracellular region
Source: RefSeq, a predicted model, not a curated record
AGUGGCUCAGUGGCCAUGGUGGCUAAACACUAAAUUCCCCUACCUCCCCAAAAGUUCUAUAUAAUCCUGCCUAACCCCUCCCACUUUCCUCACUCAUCUGCCUCCUCCCAUUUCCUCUCCCCUGGUUUUUUCAAGCCUUAUUCGUUUCCAAUCCAAAUGAAAAUGGCUUCUUCAUCUGGGUUUUUCAUGGCGGGUCUUCUUGCAAUGUUGGUAGCCUCUGCGCAUGCUUACGGCGGAGGCGGGUGGGUUAAUGCUCGCGCCACUUUCUACGGCGGCGGUGACGCUUCUGGCACAAUGGGUGGAGCUUGUGGUUACGGCAACCUCUACAGCCAGGGGUACGGAACCAAUACGGCCGCGCUGAGUACUGCUCUGUUCAACAAUGGGCUGGGGUGUGGAUCUUGCUACCAGAUUAGGUGUGUGAACGACCCCAAAUGGUGUCUGCCGGGCACCAUUGUGGUCACCGCCACCAAUUUCUGCCCGCCGAACAACGCCCUCCCCAACAAUGCCGGCGGCUGGUGCAACCCUCCCCAGCACCACUUCGACCUCUCUCAGCCUGUCUUCCAGCACAUUGCCCAAUACAAAGCCGGAGUUGUGCCUGUGUCCUACAGAAGGGUACCCUGCAGGAGAAGGGGAGGCAUCAGAUUCACAAUCAACGGACACUCCUACUUCAACCUGGUCCUUAUCACAAACGUUGGUGGUGCCGGUGAUGUGCACUCUGUUUCCGUCAAAGGGUCCAGAACUGGCUGGCAAGCAAUGUCCCGAAACUGGGGGCAAAACUGGCAAUCCAACAGCUACCUCAAUGGCCAAGCUCUCUCUUUCAAGGUCACAACCAGUGACGGCAGGACUGUUGUGUCCUACAAUGCUGCCCCUGCUGGGUGGUCCUUUGGGCAGACCUACAGCGGUGCCCAAUUCCGCUAGGGCACCCCCCACGCCACCUCCUAAUUUACCCUCCAUAUUUAGCCAUUUCCUAGGUCAUUAAAUAUAUACUGAAGUAUAAUUAAGAUUAGUGCGACUCUUAAGUAUACUACGAUAUUAGUUAGUAUUCUGAGUCACUGAGUCAUUCAGUCAAGGUCUUUGGCCUCUGCGGUCAAAAGUGAGUAGGGCUUAUUUUAUAAGGGCUCUCCCAUCAAGUUUUAAUUUUUGAAUUCUAUGUGUCUUAGGUGUAGGGUACCCUACUAUCUUUGGGACCCUAACUCCUUGGGUAUUGUUUCUUUUUUACUUCUGUGGUAUUUGUAAAACCAGAAGUUGGCUGAGGUGGUGGACUUUGACCACCCGCCAUUAGUGUUUUGAAAUAUUACUAGCAUUUUGGGCUUGUUGGGCAUUAUUGUAAUUCAGCUGAGGUUGAUGGUUAAUUCAGUAUUGUCCUUGGUUGUUAUGUUUGAAUGUUGUUGAAGGACUAAAUGUAAAUUUUCCUUUUUCUACUAAGUAAUGGAUUUGCCAAUUUACUAUUUA